AUGAUGGGUUGCUGUUGCCUGUCACGCCAUCCAUCAAGCUAUUCAGCUCCUCCCGAAAUAUCAAUAUUAUUCAAACAGGAACUGCCUCAAUGUAAAAAACAAGUGACCUACAGGAUUCCAGCUCUCAUAUAUAUCAGUGAUAAACAAACCUUCCUUGCCUUUGCUGAAAAGCGGAAAACCCCAAGUGACACAGAUGCAGAAUUGCUUGUGAUGAGAAAAGGAUUGUGGAAGAAUGACAAUAAUCCAGUUAAGUGGGUCAGUGGUCAACAGGUGUUUACGUCAGCUUGUCUCCCAAACCACCGCAGCAUGAAUCCAUGUCCGGUCUAUGAGAGAAAGUCCAAAACCCUCUUUCUGUUUUUCAUUUGUGUCCCUGUUGGGGUCUCUGAACAGCAACAAAAAAACGAGAAAAAGAAUCAGGCACGCCUUUGUUACAUAACCAGUAAGGACACUGGUGAAACCUGGAGUGCUGUUACUGAUUUGACAGCAGAUGUGAUCGGUGAGCAGGUGAAGAACUGGGCCACCUUUGCUGUUGGACCAGGACAUGGAAUUCAGAUGAAGAGUGGGAGACUGAUUAUCCCAGCGUACACAUAUUAUUUCACCUCAGAAAAUCCACCCACAUCGCAUGCAUUUGCAAUCUACAGUGAUGAUAAAGGGAGCACUUGGCAUAUCGGAAAGUGUAUGAAUGGUCUACCUUCAAAUGAAUGUCAGAUGGCUGAGAUCAUCGAUGAUGAAGGCAACAGUAAACUUUACUGCAAUGCUCGAAGCACAAUUCACUACAGGGUCCAGGCUCUAAGUGAAAGUAAAGGAACAGAUUUUGACACGUCUUCAUCUGUAAAUAAACUGAUAGAGACUGGAAAUGGUUGCCAAGGAAGCGUGUUGAGUUUUACCCCUGAUCAAGCAUCUGAAAAAACAUGGCUGCUAUACUGCCACCCAACCAAUGCAACCAAUCGAUUAACCCUUGGCAUAUACUUAAAUAAAUGUGCGAGUGACUUGUCUGGAUGGGGUAAUCCUGUGAUUCUGCAUGAGGGUCCAAGUGGAUACAGUGAUCUGACUCAGUGUGGGGAUGGAAAACACUUUGCCUGUCUCAUGGAAUGUGGAGAGAAAAGUGAGCUUGAAGGAAUAGGCUUUAUCCUGUUUGAACAGAAAGAUGACAAGGCCGAAAAAUUACAAAUUACCAAAUUUACUAAACAGAAUUGA
Messenger RNA from Danio rerio (zebrafish), 1197 nucleotides. RefSeq names its product sialidase 3 (membrane sialidase), tandem duplicate 5 (gene neu3.5). Lineage: Eukaryota; Metazoa; Chordata; Actinopteri; Cypriniformes; Danionidae. The record is from RefSeq and is marked provisional. Gene Ontology annotation, molecular function: exo-alpha-sialidase activity.